AUGGAAGUGCACACUCUCCUUCAGGCAACGUCAAGUGAAGUGCCCUUCGUACAGCGACACUCUUUCAAACCACCGAAAGACCCGAAUGUGCUGAGGGAGUGGAGCAAUGCGACAGGACGCACAAAUUUCAAAGUUACGCAAAAAACAUUUAUCUGUGACCUUCACUUUGAUGCAGCGGACAUUUGCACCUCCUCCCAGCAUGUUGUGAAUGGCCAAACAGUCUCGAUUCCGCGAGGACCGUGGUGGUUCAAAAAAGGUGCGGUACCGCGGCACUUUGUCAAUUGCGCUGAGCAUGCUUUGAAGCUUUGUGUAGAAAAUGUCGGCACAAAUGCAGCAAGCGCGCUAGUGACCCAAGAUGGCAUUACCUCAGUUUUUCGAAGCGAAAGUGAGACGUGCGCGGAAAUGUUUGAACAUGGAAACAGGGCCGCCUCAAAUGCUGAAAGCAUUGAAGUCACCAUGAAAGAAAGCUCCACAGGUGAACAUUGGUUUGGUGGCAUAGAAGACUUACCCAUGCAUGGAGCAUGGUGUGUGCAGCACAUGGAGGAGCGUGUUGUUUUUUACAAACUUGAAGAAAUUGGUGGUGUGGUUUCUAUUGAAAGAGCAGUCAUUAUAAUUAAAAACUCGGCCGUGGUUGCUAACGGAAAACUUGUGCCGGAAUCCUCUUACACCAUUCAUGAAUGUGCCAAACUCAGUUUUACCACCUUGAACGACGCAGCGCCCUUUCUUCAUCUCAUGGGAGUCUGCGUGUCUGCACUGGUUUUGAUUCUCGUUCAUGUCCUUCAAUAUCAACUUCGAAGAUAGCUGUCAAGUCUGGGAGGAUAUGGAGAAGCAAAAAAUGUGCAGUGCUGUCGGCGAAAGCCAUAUGCGUUCAGUGCAAGAAAGCAAAAAAGAAGUUGCAGUGCAGGAAGA
Messenger RNA from Rhipicephalus sanguineus (brown dog tick), 909 nucleotides. RefSeq lists its product as uncharacterized. The coding region runs from base 1 to 801 and encodes 266 amino acids. The record is from RefSeq and is a predicted model, not a curated record. The transcript has 2 exons. Lineage: Eukaryota; Metazoa; Arthropoda; Arachnida; Ixodida; Ixodidae.